UCAAAGCACUAACCGGGGUCUACUCUUCUCUUCUCUUCAUCAUCAUCAACAUCGCAUUCGAUACAACGAAAGUUUCGAAACCUUGUAGGAGCUAUUUUCACCAAAGAGCUCUGUUCUACUUUGAUCGGGAAACUGUAACAAUGGUCGGAAUUCUUCUGGGGUUGCCUGGGAAGUGGGCAGAAGAUGAGCUUGAGCCUUCUGAUCACUACACAACCAAAAUCGGUGGUCUUCCGGAUUGGCCGCCAAUACCCGAUGAUGCACUGAAACCAGAACUACUCAAUUGUUGUUCAUGUGGAAGUAAACUUUCUCUCGUAGCUCAGGUGUAUGCCCCAAUCUCAACUGAAAUUUUAGACAUCCAAGAGCGUACCCUCUAUAUAUUUGGUUGCUUGAUGCCUAAAUGUGGAACCUCUGAACAAAGUUGGAGAGCUUUUAGCAUUCAGAAAGCUAUAGCAAAAGAGAAAGGAUCAACUAAAAUAGCGGAUUUGCCUGUGGCCUUUCCUAAAACACAUCGGUUAGACGGUGAUGAUGAUGAUGAUGAUGAUGAUGAUGAAGAUUUUGAUUUUGCGAGUUUAGCUAAGGCGCUGGCAGAGGCUUCUUCUGCUGCGGCUUCCAUUACGAAGAAACAAAAGAGUAAACCAAGUGGCAAUGCUAGUUCAGGGACUAAAGCAAAGCCUUCACCUUUGAAAUCUGAAACAAGAGUUGAGGAUCAUAUUAAACUUGAGACUGGUGCGGUGGUUCCGUGCUUCUACAUUUAUACAAAGGAAGAGAUCCCCUCAAAAGAAGUUGAUCGAUUCUCACAGAAUUAUUCGUCUCUGUCUAUUAAGGAUAAAGGAACCGGCAACAAUGAUGAGAGUGAAUCCGAAGAAAAGUGGGAGGAUGAGAAAUAUGAAUAUGACAAAGCCCUGAAUGCAGAUAGGACUUAUCUUAAGUUCAAAAAACGGCUAGAUGCAAAUCCGGAACAAUGUUUCAGGUAAUUGUCAUUCACUUGUAUCCUAUGGUGGUCUAAUUUUCAAAUCUUCACUUUUGCUAUGUAAUUUUCUUGCAAUGGUCAGGUACUGGUAUGGCGGUAAGCCGAUACUAGCCACAGAAGACAUGAAAUCUCCGGAUAAAUGCAGGAACUGCGACUCUCAAAGGCACUUUGAGAUACAACUCAUGCCUCCAUUAAUAUAUUUUCUACAUGAAGGUGUUGUUGAUAAAGGAAUUAAGCAAUCAUUGGAUAAUUGGGAUUGGAUGACACUUAUUGUCUACACUUGUUCCAAGAGCUGUGCAAACGCUGUGAAUGGCGAUUGGGUUGUUACUGAGGAGUGUGUUGCAGUACAGUAUGAGAAACCGAUGAAUCUUGAUCAUGCUAGCUUCUUCAAAUGAAAAUUUUCCCCUAAGAAGAUGUUGCUCAAGUGAUUAUAGCUAUCAAGAAGUCAAAUGCGCCAUGGAAUUAUCUUCUUAAAUUGUUUCAGGACAGAUGUCCCCAAGAAGAUGGAGCUGCUAAACAUACAUUUCUUUUGUUAAAAUGAUUAGUCUUUAUGUAACAUUAAAUUUUAUAAGACAGAUGCUUUUAUUGGAUUAGUUUUGAUUUAAUUCUCUUUAAGGUCAAUGCAAGAACCGUUCAAACCAAAAAUGUGUUCUGCUUCUUUUGAUGCGAGAAACAUGGCGCCAACUCUUUCUCAUCUCUCUCUUUCUUCCUUCUCUCUGUUCUAUCAUUUUCUUUUGGC
This is a messenger RNA of Arabidopsis thaliana (thale cress), 1709 nucleotides long. RefSeq names its product programmed cell death 2 C-terminal domain-containing protein. NCBI's taxonomy places the organism in Eukaryota, Viridiplantae, Streptophyta, Magnoliopsida, Brassicales, Brassicaceae. Gene Ontology annotation, cellular component: cytosol; cytoplasm. The coding region runs from base 141 to 974 and encodes 277 amino acids. The record is from RefSeq and is marked reviewed. The transcript has 5 exons.